AUGGCCGACGACGCUUCACCAACUUUGGACGAGGAGAAAAGGCUGCCUAGCGCUUCUGCUCGGAUCAUCGGCGGGUCCAACGCCAACCUGACCCAGUUUCCGUUCUUCGCGUUGAUCUACUUCAGCGGCAACCCGCAGUGCGGCGGCUCGUUGAUCUCCACGCAGUGGGUCCUGACGGCGGCCCGUGGCCUAUCGGGGACCCAGCUGUCCCAGCUUAAUAACUACGCAAUAUAUUUGGGGAAUUUGGCGAGUCAAUCGCCGUUCUCGACAGGGUCCGUCAAGGCGUUGCCCACCGCCAUCUUCAUCCACGAGCUGUACACGGCGGUUAAUUACCAAAACAACAUUGCCCUGAUGCAAAUCCCCACAGUCACCUUGACAGCCAACAUCCAGCCAGUGACGCUUGCCAUUGACGCCACCAACAACUUCAACGGCCAGGUGGCGUUCCUCAUGGGAUUCGGAAGAACUGCCGACACGGGUUAA
Neocloeon triangulifer is the source of this 480-nucleotide messenger RNA. RefSeq lists its product as uncharacterized. Lineage: Eukaryota; Metazoa; Arthropoda; Insecta; Ephemeroptera; Baetidae. Gene Ontology annotation, biological process: proteolysis. The record is from RefSeq and is a predicted model, not a curated record. Gene Ontology annotation, molecular function: serine-type endopeptidase activity. The transcript is spliced from 4 exons. Bases 1 to 480 code for a protein of 159 amino acids.